This is a messenger RNA of Haliotis rufescens (red abalone), 4070 nucleotides long. RefSeq names its product nardilysin-like. Bases 377 to 3463 code for a protein of 1028 amino acids. The record is from RefSeq and is a predicted model, not a curated record. Gene Ontology annotation, biological process: proteolysis. NCBI's taxonomy places the organism in Eukaryota, Metazoa, Mollusca, Gastropoda, Lepetellida, Haliotidae. The transcript is spliced from 33 exons. Gene Ontology annotation, molecular function: metalloendopeptidase activity; metal ion binding.
AGUGCCUCCCCCUAAGCUCCUUGCACUGUUAAAAAAACCCAGACGAUAUCACAAAGUUUAUGCUGAACGCUCCGUAGCUGAAAGUACAGUGCUACAACACUGAAAAGAGAAUUGCAGUUUCAUUUAAUUUGUCAUUGAAGCGUUCAUGUAAAUACUAAAGAGUCAGGACACCAUCACAAUGAGAAAACCCUGCUUAUGAUAUUGGAUUGCUAGCUCCCUAUAUCCGGUUGACCUACACAGUUCAUUUCCGCAACGAGCACACGUGUAAUAUGUGCUGGUGUCAUUAGUGCACAACAGAGACUUAGUCACUAGUUUUCACAAAACUAGAGUUAAAGAAGGUGCUGAAAAUUGCUAUUUCUUGGAGGAUCUGGGCAUCAUGGAAGUGCUGAACGUGGAUCCGGUCAAGUCAGCAAAUGACAAGAAGAACUACAGAAUAAUCCGUCUCAAGAAUGGCUUAAGAGUGUUGUUGGUGUCCCACCCUACACCAGAGGGGUUUUCGAUGGACAUGGGAGAGUCUAGCAGUGAGAGCGAGAGUGAAGGGGACAGUAGUGACGGCAGUGACGGCAGUGGUGAGGAGGAGGAGAUGGAGAUUGACAUGCCGGACACGAAGAGGAAAGAGGGAAAUGAGAAAAAGUCAGCAGCGGCGCUGUGUGUUGGUGCAGGCAGCUUCUGUGAUCCUGAUGACAUUCCAGGCUUUGCUCACUUCCUGGAACACAUGGUGUUUAUGGGCAGCAGUGUCUACCCAGAAGAGAAUGAUUUUGACGAUUACCUCGGCAAACAUGGUGGAGACUCGAACGCUUGUACCGACUGUGAAAUGACAACAUUCUAUUUUGAAAUUCAGCGUAAAUAUUUCCGGAAGUGCCUGGACAAACUUGCCCAUUUCUUCAUCUCGCCACUGCUGAAGAAGGAUUGUGUGGACAGAGAGAUAGAGGCAGUUGAUAGUGAGUUUCAGAUGACAACAUCCAGUGAUAAUGACCGAGUGAAUGAAAUGAUAUCCAAGACUGCCAAGAAAGGCCAUCCGAUGUCAAGGUUCAUGGGAGGUAAUGCCAAGUCUUUGAAGACUGACCCUGAAAAGAAUGGCCUGAACAUCUACGGUCGACUGAGAGACUUCUAUGAGAGCAUGUACUGUGCCAACUACAUGACCCUUGUGCUUCAGUCAAUGGACAGCCUUGACACAUUACAAGAAUGGGCGGUAGACAUUUUCUCAGACAUUCCUUCCAACAACAUACCCCGACCAUCAUUCAGCCAUUUGAAGGAUCCCUUUGAUACUGCUGAUUUCAAGAGGUUUUACAGAGUUGUACCUAUGGAGAACAAUCACAAACUGGAGAUUUCUUGGUCUUUGCCAUCUUUAGUAGACAAAUACAGGGAGAAGCCACAAGAAUAUUUGUCAAUGUUGAUUUUACACGAAGGAAAGGGAAGCAUACUGUCAUAUCUCAAGAACAAGUUGUACGCCCUGGCCAUGACGGGGGGCAGUGACAGUGAUGGGUUCGGCCACAACUCUACCUGGUCUCUCUUCUAUGUCAGCAUCACACUCACUGCCAAGGGCCUGCAGAAUAUACUACAGGUGUGCAAUGCUGUCUUUGAGUACAUCCUCAUGCUGCAGAACCAAGGCCCCCAGCACAGAUUGUUCCUGGAGCUGCAGCAGAUUGAGGACUGCAAGUUUAGAUGGAAGGAAGAGGGGGAACCCAUGGAAGAUGUUCAGGAGGUAGCUGAGAACAUGCAGACAUACACCCCACAACACUACCUCACUGGCAGGGACCUGCUGUUUGAGUACAACCCACAGUUGAUUAGUGACUGCACAAAAUAUCUUGGACCAGACAAGGCAAACUUUGUUCUGUUGUCUACAGAAAAGUCUGUCAUAGGAGAAACAGACCAAGAGGAGGCUUGGUACAACACCAAGUACAAUGUAGCAGAUGUUGAUGCUGAAUGGAGAAAGACUUGGGAAAAUCUGAAAGAAAACCCAGAUUUGUUUUUCCCUGAACCAAAUAUUUACAUAGCCACUGACUUCACCCUGCAUCCAUCAAGUGAAGAUACUCCCAAGCUACCUUACCCUGUAGUGGACAAUGAGUUUUGCAAGAUGUGGUUCAAGAAAGACAGCAAGUUCAAUGUUCCUAAAGGCUACACUUAUCUCCACCUGAUGAGUCCAGCGGUGUCCGAGUCCCCAGAGAAUGCCACCUUGAAUGACCUGUUCAUCAACAUCCUCCUGAACAUCCUCACAGAGGCAGCCUACCCCGCCGUCCUGGCUGGAUACGAAUACUGGGUGGAGGGCUUUCCUACUGGCAUCGUCAUCAGCAUGGAAGGAUUUAGUCACAAGAUGCCUCUGUUGUUCCGAUGCAUGGUCGACCAUAUAGCGGACUUCAUGUGUAGCCCAGAACUGUUUGCGGCCAUCAAGACGCAGUUACAAAAGGCAUUCUACAAUGAGAUGAUCAAGCCUUUUGAAUUGGCAAGAAUGUUGCGGUUUGCGAUGUUAGAUCCCAGUACCCAGGCGCUACCCGACCGGUACCGUCUGAUUUCAGGCCUGACUCUCACCCAGCUCACAGACUUCCUCAGCAAAUUCAAGAGUCAACUUUUCAUUGAAGGAUUUGUCAUAGGGAAUUUCCAACCUGAGGAGGUGACCGAGAUGGCCGACUACAUUCAGAAGAGACUCUGCUCGCAACCACUUCCACCAGAACGUAUCCCGAAGAAACUGCUGCUACAAUUACCUACAAGCCAGCUGACCUGUCGUGUGGAGAGCGUCAACAGGGACGACUGCAACUCCUGCAUCACUGACUACUACCAGGCUGGGCCAGGCAACAUCAGGAUGUCCUGUGUCAAUGAACUGCUACUGACACGGAUGAAAGAACCCUGUUUUGACUUCCUACGAACCAAGCACCAACUGGGCUACAGUGUCUUCUGCUACUCGAUGAUGACCAAUGGCAUUCUGGGAUUGUCUGUUACCGUGGAGAGCCAGACCAGCAAACACAGCAUGAAUGAUGUGCAGAAGUUGAUGGCAGACUUUCUGGGGGAGUUCCGAGGAAUUCUUCAUGCAAUGACUGAGGAGGAAUUUGACAGCUUGGUUGAUUCCCUCAUCACCAACAAGCAGCUGGAGGACACUCAUCUCGGGGAGGAGGCAUCUCGACUGUGGAGGGAGAUCCAUGACAACUCAUAUGUGUUUGAUUUGCUGGAGAAGGAGAUUGCGAUACUGCAGACUCUGACUAUGGAUGAACUGAAGGAGUGGUAUAAUCAGUACAUUGACAAGAGACAGAGGAAACUCAGCUUGCAGGUUGAAGGGAAGACGAGCGCAGACAGCAGUGAUGUCAACACAGAAAACAAGGGAGGAGAGGGUGAACCGGAUGUGCCUGAGAAAGAAGCCCAAGCUCUGGUGUUCCUGCAGCCAGAGGUGAACGGGACCACCUUCAUCACAGACAUACCUCACGUGAAGCAGGGACUGGCUCAGUUCCCCUACACAACAAUCUCUUUGUGACAGAACGUGUCAUGUAGGCCGUUUUAAAGCAUCUGUGAUCCUAUUUUACCUUUUAACUGUCAAGAAUUAUAGAGAUCUCUACAUUAGGAAGAGGGAAUAUUUUUCACUUGACAUGAAACUGAACAACUGCAUGGUCACAUGAUCGUUAUAUUUCAAGAUGGAAGUAAAGAAUAUUUGCAGUUUCAUCAUGCUUCAGUAUCACCCACUUGUUGAGAUUUACACUUGUUGGAGAGGCUCUGGGGUAGCCCAGUGGUUAAGGUUUUGGCUUUGCAUGUCCCAGGGUUCAAUUCCCCACUAUGUUCAUUGCCAUUCUUGGUUUCCCAAGUAGUGAUAUGGGUAUAAUAGUGCUAAAAGUGGUCCAAAUCUCCCACACCGUGCUCACUACAUGGGUUGGACCUGGUGCUGGGUUCUUACAACAUUCCCCCUUAUGAUGGUGGUGAAGCAGUGAUACGGUGUCACUGUGAGGUGAUGUAGUUCUAACCCCCCUCAGACCCCCAACCCCCACCCGUCACUGUUAUCCAGUGUAUUUUAUUUAUCUUCAUUCUAUUAUGAUAAAUGCCAAUCUCAUUUAAAUCAGAUCUUAGAUCAAAGAUCUGAGGACAUCCCA